Messenger RNA from Monomorium pharaonis (pharaoh ant), 612 nucleotides. RefSeq lists its product as uncharacterized. Lineage: Eukaryota; Metazoa; Arthropoda; Insecta; Hymenoptera; Formicidae. The record is from RefSeq and is a predicted model, not a curated record. Gene Ontology annotation, biological process: DNA integration. Bases 1 to 612 code for a protein of 203 amino acids. Gene Ontology annotation, molecular function: nucleic acid binding. The transcript has a single exon.
AUGUCGAUAAAGGCGGUCCAUCUAGAGAUUGUCAGCGAUCUGACCUCGGACGGUUUCCUCGACGCGCUACGGAGAUUUAUAGCAAGACAAGGAUGCCCGGAGCAUUUGUAUUCCGAUAACAGGACCAACUUCAGAGGUGCAAACAAUCAGUUGAGAGAAAUGUACGCUUGUUUUAACUCAAAGAACCAUCGAGAUGCCGUAAAUAAGUUCACGCUCGAACAUCGUAUCACGUGGCAUUUCAUACCUCCGGCCGCGCCACAUUUUGGGGGUCUUUGGGAAUUGAUGGUGAAACUAUUCAAGCAUCAUCUCAAACGCGUCAUAGGAGAAUCCCUAUAUACGUUCAAACAAUUAGACACGUUCGUAACUGAUAUAGAAGGUAUUUUAAAUUCUCGCCCAAUCACUUCUUUAUCUUCCGAUCCGAGUAAUUUACUAGUGCUGACACCCGCCCACUAUCUCAUCGGCCGACCACUAACAACGCUCCCGGAGGGAGAUUUAACUUCUGUUUCAGCAAACCGAUUAACUGUCUGGCAGCAUGUCAGCAAGAUGCGGCAAGAUUUCUGGGCCCGUUGGUACCUCGAAUACUUGAAUGAACUCCAGGUACGCAGCAAAUGA